AUGGGAAGUGAAUUGGAACGUCAUGGAUUGUUUGUCCUCUACCCUCUGAAAGACAACGCGUCUUGGGAUGUGGACAUUGUGGUUCUUCACGGCUUGGGCGGAGAUCCUUUUACAACAUGGACAGCAGACAACAAGCGAAUGUGGCCGCGGGAUUUCAUCCCAGAGAUCAUUCCUACGGCCAGAAUAAUGACCUUCGGAUAUAACUCGAAAGUCGCGUUCAGCCCUAGUACGGCUGAUAUCAAGGACUUCGCUUUAGAUCUCCUCACAAGGCUACGGAACAAGCGAUGGUCGGCAGAGGAAAUGAACAACCCUAUCUUCUUCAUCUGCCAUUCUCUUGGUGGUAUUGUAUGCAAGCAGGCUCUGCUCUUGGCUCAAAGUCAGCCUUACUAUACCAAUAUUUUCGAGAAGACAUCUUCUAUACUUUUCUUCGGUUGUCCUCACCGAGGAUCACGCGUGGCCAGUUGGGGGACGGUUUUCGCCAACGUUAUCAACACCACCACCUUUCACAAACCGGUCCAGAAAGGCCUCCUCACCAAUUUGUCUUUCAGUUCACAAAUACUGGCUGACAUAUCUACUGCCUUCAAAGAGAUUGCCUCUGAUAUUGACAUUAAGACCUUUUACGAAACGGCAAUCAUGCUCCCUCUCAAGGUGCCUGUCGUGGAAAGAGACUCGGCAAUCCUUGGGUUGCCAACGGAGCAAACCAUUCCGAUAGCUGCAAAUCAUCGAGAGAUGGUAAGGUUUGCGAAUAUCAAUAGUGAGAAAUUUGAUCCAGUUAAAUUCGCUUUGAGGGAGGUUAAAGAAGGCCGGCCACUGGAUGUGAGAGCGGCAAGAGAUGCAUUCAUGUAUCUCGCAAUUGAGCUAAACGUCGCGGACUAUGACCAGCAGCUCAUGAAGAUACCAGACCAGUAUCCAGGGACGUGUGAAUGGCUUCCGAAGCACGCGAGCUUCUGUUCCUGGUAUGACGAAACCGACUCGGACACACUAUGGCUGCGAGGUUACGCUGGCGCAGGAAAAUCCGUGAUGACCAAGUAUAUAAUUGCGAAGGUUCUCCGGGCCCUGUAUAUCUGGUCCCAGAAGCCACCGUUGACGGACAGUGAACAUCACAAAAGCCACGGAGAUUUCCUUGCCUAUUUCUUCUGCAGCGAACGCAAUCGGCAUCUCCAGUCGGAGCGCAAUAUCCUGCGAUCUCUGCUGCAUCAAAUGCUGCUUGCAGCCCCUUUCGAAGUCAACAAAGCUCUCCAAGCAUUUCGCCGACCUUCCGCUGAGUAUACUUUCAUUGCUAGAUCUGCCACCCUAUGGGAUGCGGUCAAGACAGCCAUGAUCGCAACUUCCUGGCAAACGAUUUAUCUUGUGUUCGACGGCCUGGAUGAGAUGGCUUCGGAAAAUUUGGGAAGCUUUGUGAAAGGACUCAAACACCUGAUUGAUUCGGUAGCACCACGGAUAAAACCACGACGAAUAAAACUGCUAUUGACUAGCCGUCCGAUGUCAAGCUUGGAGGCCUUGCUCGAUUGCCCAUCCAUCUCUGUACGAAGUGAAAGAGAUGUGAAGUUCUACGUCCAAGGAAGAACCAACGAGCUAGCACGGAGGUUCGCACUGUCGCACGAGCUUCAGACGGACAUAGUUGAGAAGAUUUGCCAGAAAGCUGGAGGCAUGUUCUUAUGGGCGGUCCUGGCAUGGCACGAGCUAUGUCAUGAAGCAAAUAAGCCAGACGAUUUCUCUCAAAAUCUCGUCAAGGCUCAGAAAUUACCAGCGUCACUGGAGUUUCUGUACGAAGAUAUAAUGAACCGCCUACCCAUCUCUUGCCGAGAGCUUGCGCUCAAGAUUCUAACUUGGCUGGCCCUGUCUGCAAGGCCUUUGCACUCGUGUGAGUUACGGUUUGCCAUCGCAAUGAACCACAAGAGGAGCUAUCAGCAAACUGUCAAUAACAUGAUUUCCGAGCAUCAACUUAGGACCAUCUGCCCUGCUUUGAUCGCCGUUAGCGAUGAUGGCUACGUACAAUUUGUGCAUACUUCAAUCAAGGAAUUUUUCCUUAGAUCAACUACGCCUGCCACAUACAGAGUUGACAUAGUUCAAUCCCAUGCGAAUAUCGCCAUUCAGUCAUUGAGGAUGCUGCACAUGCCUGGUUUCGAUGCCAAGACAGUUCUAAUCAAUCUCACCUCUCACAAAGUUCAUCAACGAGAGGAUAUGCUGGAUCUUCCCACUCUCUACUACUUCUUAUCCUACGCUGCGACGAACUGGCAAUACCAUGCCGGUCUAGCUGGUGAAGAUUUGAGCAUAUGGGAAGCGUUCAAAGACUUUUUGAACGCUCCUGAAAGCGUCAAGUUGUGGCUGAUGCUGGCACUCUACGAUGGUUCGAUCGGAGCCCAGAGGGGAUGGUCGGAGGGGAAGAAUUUCUGGCAAAAUCUCACGAUCCCUCCACGAAUUCAUAUUGCCGUAUAUCUUAGGAAUCAGUUCCUUGUGGCAAGGUUGGUACAAGAUGGUGCUGAUAUCAACGCUGUCAACCGAGGCUGGCGCAACGCAGCCAAGGAAUACCGCAGGCCAAUAAUGUCGGUGGGAGGGACUAUUCUUGACAAUGAUCUCGAACCCCAUCUAGUGGACGCCCUCGUGCGGAUGGGUGCAAAUGUCAAUGCCAACGCCGAGGACGGUCUAAGUGCCAUCACGAGAGCUAUUAAUGAUCGUGAUGAAGAGCGUGUCUCGAUGCUGCUUUCGGCCGUUAGGGAAGCAAGAACACCAUCAAACAGCCUGGGGUACGUCCCAAGUGUUCUGUUUGAAGCAUCAAGUAUGACUAUGCGUAAGGUUGUCAGCGAAAUUUUGGACGAUCCAAGGAUUGAUCCUUGCCACGACAGUGUCUUACAAAAGGACACGAGUAUCCUCGGCACCUGGUAUGCUACGCCCUUGGAGCAUGCAUGUCUUUUCGGGAUGGAGUCGAUUGCCCAACUCAUGAUGGAACACCCUCGUAUGAUCAAAGCCCAGCAAAGGAUUGAAAAAGAGCGUCCAGGCCGCAGCCCGAUAUCGUUGGCUUUUCUUUGUGCCUUGCAAGGUUGGAGUGAACUCACCCUUUUCGCUCUUCAGAACUUCCAGGUCGAUCUAUCAAAGGAGAGGGACGUCAACCGGAGAUCAAUUCUAAUCCAUGCUGUUAUGGAAGAAUGGCAUGAUGUCCUAGAGCAUUGUGUCAAUCACUUGCCCCGGUCUAAGCUCAACAUUCAAGAUAAGAAUGGCAUGACAGCUUUGCAUUAUGCUGGCAAAGUCCGUAAUUGGUAUGCGGCGAAGAGGUUGCUUGAAGCCGGUGCUGAUAGCUAUAUGGAAGACAAUGAAGGUCGCACUCCAGCUCACACAGCUGCAGAAGCAGGAUCUGACCGUGUGCUUCGUAUCAUGCUUGAUAGAGGCACUGUUGACACAGAUGGUGUUGAUCACAAUAAGAGGACUGUCUUGCAUUAUGUGGCGACAUGGAAUCUGAAUGCCAUUGCAGAGACACUCAUUGAUAUAGCUCCAGAUCAGGUGAAAGUUAAAGACCAUCAUGGUCGUACUCCCGUCCACCUUGCGGCACUGUUUGGAUCAACAGCGGUUCUCGCUCAAAUGCUUUCCACAGGUUUGGUCGAUGUGAAUAUACAAGAUAAUCUCGGCAGGACUGCAUUUCAUCUGGCAGUAGAGGGGAAAGUUGAAUCGUGUAUCAACGAGCUUCUAUCCAGGCAGGAAACGGAUCUGAACAUUUUGGACCGCAACUUGAAAUCUCCUCUCGACAUCACAUUAACAUACAGGCAUCCACAAGAAGCUGAGAAUGUCAGAAACCUCCUGGAAGCUGCUGGUUGUAGGCCUGGUCUGUGGCGUCCUCGACGGUCUUAUGGGAAUACCUUGGACGAAGCUGACCCGCGGGACCAAGAAUUGAAUGAAAGCGAAAAUUACCUCGCCCUUAUGCGGAUUGUACCAUAUGAUCCCGAAAUAGCGAGAGCAAAUGAGAAGGAGAACGUAGAAGGAACGAGCAUGAGAGACUCGCCUGCUCAAGAGACGUCCAAAUCACCUACUCAUCCACCCUCGUCAAGAACGGAGCCAGAAGAACAGGCUCGAAACUCUCAUCUGGACACAGAUGAACGUCCUGCCACGCCACCGCAGGCCACUACCGAGACAUCCAGGCGACCUAAGCGCAAAUUCAUCAGGAACCUCUUCAAAAAAGAUACAAUACAUGGCGAUGGGAGAACGAAUUGA
Exophiala spinifera is the source of this 4203-nucleotide messenger RNA. RefSeq lists its product as uncharacterized. The transcript has a single exon. The coding region runs from base 1 to 4203 and encodes 1400 amino acids. Gene Ontology annotation, molecular function: protein binding. The record is from RefSeq and is a predicted model, not a curated record. NCBI's taxonomy places the organism in Eukaryota, Fungi, Ascomycota, Eurotiomycetes, Chaetothyriales, Herpotrichiellaceae.